GGCUCAAGGGUUCAGUCGCAUGAUUCCUUAUGACGAAUCGCCCUCCGGCGCCGGGGACCUAUGACCCAAGGGACUGGAAAUGCCCCAACUGCAAGACGCUGAACUUCAAGAAGCGGAAGAAUUGCCUCUCCUGCGCCAAUGAGCGACCACCACAGACCCGAGAGCAGGCUAUGCCUGAUUGGCGGACGGGGAAGAAGGAUUGUGGCAACAAUGUCAAUGCAGACUGGACUUGCCGGCCCUGCGGGAGAUUCAACCUCGCUGUCGACCGAUUCUGUCUUUCUUGCAAGAAGGAGAAUCCGAACUGGGUGGAUGUCGCUACCCUGACAGUAGAGGGCCGGUCUGGUCGCCUUGGUGGGCAUUUUGAUCGGCCAGAUCCUGACGAGCCGAAGAAGGAAUGGAAUUCGGAUGAUGAAGAGUACGACGAGUUUGGGAGGAAGAAGCGCCGAGGUGUGAAGAGCAGCAGCGACAAGCAGAAAGCUGCGCUGGAGAGGCUGAGAAGGAAAGCCGGCGGAGCUCCCUCAAGGAGCCGCUCUCGGUGAUCCGUGUUGCUUAUUUUGCAUUGAAAUGAUUCCAUG
Molecule: messenger RNA, 575 nt
Organism: Effrenium voratum
Lineage: Eukaryota; Dinophyceae; Suessiales; Symbiodiniaceae
Source: the annotation of a GenBank genome assembly